CUCUACUCUCCACCCCUUAACUCUUCUCUCCUCCUCCUCGCGCUCUCUCUCCUCCUCACCUCUCUAACUCUACACUUCCUUCUAACUCACAAUAUACUGAGGAUAGAUCGAGCCCAGUUCCCAUUCCCUGUCCCCUCUGACACUGUGCCCGGAUUUGGGGCAAUUGCAGACGGGGGUGAAGAGGGAGUCUGAAGCGAUCUCUCUCUCUCUCUCUCUAUUUCCUCUCUGUGCAAUGUCACAGCUCCAAGUGUUGCUGGCCGCUGUUAGUUCUUUCAGAUUGGAUUAUAUAACAGUUAUUUAUUUUGGGGGGGAAAGUUGCAGACGAGUACAGAGCAGCGCAAACUGAACUCGGAUGUAACAUUCGGAGUCUUGUGAAAGGAUACUGGUCGGACAUAAAACAGAUCCCAGGGGAGAUAAAUGCUGCCUUUAACCAAGAGACAAGGUGCAGGCAGAGAAAUCCCAUGGAAAACGAAUGUAUACGGGCAGCUAAGAGACGCAUGGAGAAACAACAAUAAUUCCAGAUCACAGGAAUCCAGGAUCAGUUGCAAAGAUGGAUAGAUUUCCAGGAUUAGAGAGUGCCUGACCUGGGGCAGAUGGGCAGCAGUCCGAUCCAACUGACCAAGACCAAACUGGGGAAGCUGCAGAUUGUCCACCGGCGCCUGCUCCAGCGCUAUGAGUACCAGCCUUUCCUCUCCUGCCUGGCAGGACUCUACGGCUGCCAGUGGAGACGUUACCAGCGCACGCGGAUCCUGCCCGGAGAAUUCUGCUGCAGCAAGUUUGAAUUAUUCUGCUUUGGAAUUCUCGUGUCAACGUUUGGCCUGGCGUUUGUUCUCCUUUACUUUUGGGGUGAAGCCAAGAAUGACUACAAUGAUUUCGAUUGGAAUUUUUAUAGCGGCAAGUGGAUUCCCUGGUCUGUAGUCGUCCUUGGGGUGACAGCAACAUUUUUUACAUACAUCGCUAUUUUACUGGUUCUGGCGAUCUGUCUACUCAGCGAGGGCCAGCGGCUGCAUCUAUUCUGGGGCCACAAGAUUGGGAUUGUUCUAGUAUUAGCUGUGUGUGCCGUUGCCAUUGGUUUCUUGUACCAUCAGUGGCGUGAGGAAUGGAAUACAUUCACCCUCUCCUUUCAGGUCACCGCUCCGUAUCUGCACGUUGGAGCUGUAGCAGUGAUGACUGUGCUUUCCUGGCCAGUGGCUCAACACUUUGCCAGGAUGAACAGAAAAGCUCCCAGAGCCAUCAUUUUGGGUCUAUAUUUUGCUGUUCUGCUUUUCCUCUACCUGGUGCCUCUCGGUAUGUAUUCUCCCUGCAUCAAAGAGAAGGGGACCCUGGGGCCAAAGCCAGCCAUUAUUGGACACAGAGGAGCACCAAUGCUAGCACCAGAAAACACAUUGAUGUCAUUUGAGAAGACGAUAGAACAUGGAGCAGACGGUCUGGAGACUGAUGUCACCAUUAGUUGGGAUGGAGUGCCGUUCCUCAUGCACGAUCAAACGCUGAGAAGGACCACCAACAUUGAAGAGGUGUUCCCGAGCAACAAGACGAAGAAUGCAGCCUCCUUUAUUUGGAAUGAACUGGCAGAACUGAAUGCAGGGAAAUGGUUCCUCCAGGACAACCCCUUCGGAACGAAACAUUUGUUGUCACGUGAGGAUAGGGCGAAGGCCAACAGGCAGUCGGUCUGUCAGCUCAGUGAGCUCCUCAAGCUGGCUGCUGCCCAUGGGAAGUCCGUCAUCUUUGACCUGUUCAGGCCUCCCCACAAGCACCCGUACCGAAACAGCUUCAUACACCAGACUGUCACCACCAUCCAGAGGUCUGGCAUCAACGAGAGCUUGGUUCUCUGGUUGCCCAAUGCGAUGAGAUCAUUUGUGCAGCAGAUGAUGCCUGGAUUUGUGCACAUUCACGGAGGAAAGAAGCCCAUCAAAGAGUUACAGGAGGACAAAAUUGACAAACUCAACAUACGCUACAGUGAGAUUUCCAGCAAAGAGAUCAGAAUGUAUGCAGCUGCCAACAUCAGCACCAACCUCUAUGUUGUGAGUGAGUUGUGGCUCUUUUCUUUGGUGUGGUGCUCAGGUGCCCAUUCAGUCAUCACCAAUGCUCCACAGCAGCUGAAGGAACUCCACUGGCCCUGGUUUCUAAUGACCCCUUCUCAGUACAGAACUAUGUGGAUUUCAGCAGAUGUUGUAUCAGCCGCAUUGAUCCUAAUAAUAUUCACCUUCAAUUGGUGGAGAGAGAACGGAUUGCCAUGCUUUCCAUAUGAGAGAAGUGGCAGCGAUAACCUGGUUUAUAGCAAGUUUCAAACAGAAAUGAACAACGUCUGGUCCAUUUCCAAAGAAGCUGACUACAGUGGUGACAGAAUGUCGAACACAACACCCACAUCAGAUGCCAUUGGCCCUGCCUGACCAGCGGUUGGAAAAUAAAUGGAAGAUGUUGUCAGGGUGUAGUUGCGGGGGUGGAGAUGGUGGUAGAAGGUGGUAGAAGGGAGGAGGAAUGGUACGAUCCCAAGUACAUAAGGAAAGGCAGCAGGCUGUGCAGACAAGUAGCUACAGAGUGAUGUCCACCUGCAUCCUUUCCCCAGUGUCGCUGGCUUUGGGAGUCCACUGGCAGGAAGAGUUCCCUCAUUGUGCUCAGACUGAUCGAGGACCCAAUGAAUGAAACUCGUGAUUCAAUUUGCUCUCGAGACGUGAGAGUCGCUGACAAGGCUGACCUCAUUCGCCCAUCUCUUACGUGGCUCAAGAGGAGAUGGUGCAAUAGGUGAGGAACUAGCUAACCAUGCCACUUGGAGGAGGCAGUGAAGAGUCGGCCAUGUCAGUGGGUGAAUCCUUCCAUCUUCACCGGAUCUUCAGCACCCGCAGUUAAACCCUGGAACUUUCUCCACUACCUUUGUGACUUGUGUUCAAUCUUAAUAGCUACAUGCAAAUGUGGAGUUCAGCUGUGGGAGGGGGCAGAGGGUGGUGAGGGAGAAAUUGGAGCAGUUAGUGUUUUAUUUAAAAAUAAAAUGAAAAUUCAAGAUUACCGGUCAUCUUGGCUAUGUGUUUUGGUGCUCAUGGUUUGUACAUCCCUAUUGCCCAUCCCUACAGGGGGCAACACCCAGCCAUUAUAACACAAUAAUA
Chiloscyllium plagiosum (whitespotted bambooshark) is the source of this 3101-nucleotide messenger RNA. The record is from RefSeq and is a predicted model, not a curated record. NCBI's taxonomy places the organism in Eukaryota, Metazoa, Chordata, Chondrichthyes, Orectolobiformes, Hemiscylliidae.